Messenger RNA from Erigeron canadensis, 3356 nucleotides. RefSeq names its product receptor-like kinase TMK4. Gene Ontology annotation, biological process: protein phosphorylation. The record is from RefSeq and is a predicted model, not a curated record. The transcript is spliced from 2 exons. Bases 53 to 2830 code for a protein of 925 amino acids. NCBI's taxonomy places the organism in Eukaryota, Viridiplantae, Streptophyta, Magnoliopsida, Asterales, Asteraceae. Gene Ontology annotation, molecular function: ATP binding; protein kinase activity; protein binding.
AAUUACACCUUUCCUACACGCUACACUACUCCACAACACACUUCCUAAAAUCAUGGCCAAUAACCGCCGCCGUCACCUUCUCCAUCUCACCGUCAUCCUCCUCCUCAUCUCCUCCGUCACCGCCGACGACGCCGCCGUGAUGUCAAAACUUUCCUCCGCCAUUUCGCCGGUUCCUCCUACUUGGAAACAGAACGGAGACGGUUACUGUGAUUGGAAAGGAAUCAGCUGUGAUAACACAAAACGCGUGACGUCAAUCAACAUUCCGGGAGGUUCGUUAACGGGAACGUUACCGUCAGAUCUCAACACUCUAUCUCAGCUUAAAACCCUAGCUAUUCAACGGAACAAGUUAAACGGUCAGUUACCGUCGUUAGCUAAUCUAACUUUAUUAGAAGAAGUGUAUCUAGACAGUAAUAAUUUCACAUCUAUUUCCAGUAAUUUUUUCCUAGGGUUAAGUAGUUUACAGAAAUUUAGUAUUUCUGAUAAUGUGAAUCUAUCUCCUUGGAGCAUACCUAAUGAACUUACUGAAAGUACUAAUUUGCAAACAUUCGAAGCGAGCAAUGCGAAUAUUACUGGAUCGAUUCCCGAUUUUUUCGAUAAGCUUCCGAGUCUGCAGGAUCUUAGGUUGUCUUAUAAUAAUUUGACCGGGGAGUUGCCUGCAAGUUUUGGUGAGUCGGAGAUUGUUAAUCUUUGGCUUAACAAUCAGGAUCAAGGACUUAGUGGUGGAUUAGAUGUGUUGUCUUCAAUGAGUCAGUUGAGUCAAGUUUGGUUGCAGGCUAAUGAGUUUACUGGUGGUAUUCCAGAUCUGUCGAAAUGCACUAGUUUGUUAGAUUUGCAGCUCAGGGAUAAUCAGUUGACUGGGGUAGUGCCAGUUUCAUUGAUGAGUUUGCCUAAGUUGCUUAAUGUUACGCUGCAGAAUAAUAAGCUGCAGGGUCCGUUACCUGUGUUUGGGAAAGAUGUAAAAGUUGAAUUAGGUUUGACCACUAAUAGUUUUUGUUUGGCUAUUCCGGGUGAUUGUGACCCGCAAGUGACGGCAUUACUUGAGGUUGCAAGAGAUAUUGGGUAUCCGAUGUCGUUGGCGGAAUCCUGGAAAGGUAAUAAUGCUUGUGGGGGUGAUUGGAAUUUUGUUAGUUGUGAUCCCUCGGAGAAGAAUGUGACGUCAGUGAAUUUUGGAAAACGGGGAUUUUUGGGUACAAUUUCGCCGUCUUUUGCGAAUUUGACUUCGUUGAAGACUUUAUUGCUGAAUGAUAAUAGUCUUACGGGUUCUAUUCCUGAGAUCUUGACUUCUUUGCCGGAUCUUCAACUCUUUAAUGUUUCAAACAAUAAUAUUUCAGGGGCUAUACCUGUAUUUCCACCUAAGGUAAAUUUUUUACGUGAUAAUAACCCUUUUUUAGGUCAUAAUAUUCCUAGUGGAAAUACAAACCAGCCUGCUUCUUCAUCGAAUUCUAGUGACUCGGAUCCGAGAUCUCCUGGAAAGUCAAAAGGCUCGUCUGGUUCAGUUGGCAUGAUUAUUGGUAUUGUGAUAAGUGUUCUUGUUUUUGUUGGGAUCAUAUUGUUUGUAUCGUACAAGUGUUAUGUCAAGAACAGAUACCAGAAGUUUGGCAGGGUUGGAAGUCCAGGAAAUGGAAAGGAGUUGGUUAAAGAAAGUGAACUUGGAAGUAGUUCAAACGGUUUUAAAGUUCCUACUGAAUUACAAAGUCAAAGUAGUGGAGAUCACAGUGAGAUGCCUGUUUUUGAGCGUGGCAAUGUGAUGAUUUCCUAUCAAGUGCUUAAACAAGUCACUGAUAAUUUCAGUGACAACAACGUGUUGGGAAAAGGUGGAUUUGGAGUCGUUUAUAAAGGUGAAUUACAUGAUGGCACCAAGAUUGCCGUCAAGAGAAUGGAAUCUGGUGUGAAGGGAACAAAAGGGUUGAACGAAUUCCAAGCAGAAAUUGGAGUGCUAACAAAAGUCAGGCAUAGACAUCUUGUGGCUCUUCUUGGGUACUGUGUUAAUGAGCACGAGAGGCUAUUGGUGUAUGAAUACAUGCCACAAGGUACUUUAAGUCAACAUUUGUUUGACUGGAGCGUACAUCAAAGUCCUCCUCUUAGUUGGAAACAACGGGUUUCUAUUGCUUUAGAUGUGGGGCGUGGUGUCGAGUAUCUACAUAGUUUGGCCCAACAAAGCUUUAUUCAUCGUGACUUGAAGCCGUCUAAUAUUCUUCUUGGUAAUGAUAUGAGAGCAAAAGUUGCAGAUUUUGGUUUGGUUAAGAAUGCGCCUGAUGGAAAGUACUCUGUUGAGACGAAAUUGGCAGGGACUUUUGGUUAUUUGGCACCAGAGUAUGCUGCUACUGGACGGGUGACAACGAAGGUGGAUGUUUUUGCAUUUGGGGUAGUCUUGAUGGAGUUAAUUACGGGUCGAAAAGCACUAGACGAGACUAUGCCGGAUGAGAGAUGUCAUUUGGUGACAUGGUUCCGGAGGGUACUCAUCUCCAAAGAAAACAUAAGAAAAUCUGUAGACCAAAUGCUUGAUACCGAUGAUGAAGAAACCUUGGAAAGCAUCCUCAAGGUGGCUGAGUUGGCAGGUCACUGCACUGCACGUGAGCCAUUUCAGAGACCUGACAUGGGUCAUGCGGUCAACGUGUUGGGUCCUCUUGUAGAACAAUGGAAACCAUCUCAACAGAAAGAAGAAGAAACUUAUGAUCACCGUAUGAGCCUUCCUGAAGUUCUUCAAAGAUGGCAGGCUGACGAGGGCACUUCCAGAAUGUUCGAUAUGUCCUUUGAUCAAACUCAGUCAAGCAUUCCCACAAAACCUUUAGGAUUUUCAGACACAUUUGAUUCAACAGAUUGCCGAUAGCGAGAAGAAGGGAAAAAAAAGUCAAGUUUAUAAAGUCAGUCUCAAGCUAACUUCCAGUCAACAAAAUAUCAUCUGCAAAGAAAGAUGAAUUAAAUACAGGUUCCACUCUUAUCAAGUUCUUUAAUUCAUGAAGGAUGUUGAAGAAUAGAUCAUUAAAUUUUGUCCGACAAAAUUAAACAAAGUUUCAUGUAAGCAUAGGUUGUCAUAUGCUAAAUUUGAUUAAGUUGACUGGGUCCAUGAAAAAUGGAGUUGGAACAUGGUGUUGUAAUCCUUACACUUGAAAAAGAGAGGAUAAGGCAAAUUCCCUACAACCUCAUUUAGAUUUUUAAUUGUUGUUGGUAUUUGUUUCUUUGUAUAUUAAAGGGCAAUUGUUCAGGAACAUGGGUUUGUAAUCAGUUAUGGGCCUUAUGGCCAUAUCUGAGAUCUGUCUGUCACUUUUCUUUGAUUGGUCUUUAUGUAUAUUGAGGUGUAAAAUUUCGGGAUAUUUCGUGUGUUCAGCUUUUAUUUAUAAUUUGCUUUACUUUCA